Messenger RNA from Sardina pilchardus (European sardine), 1035 nucleotides. RefSeq lists its product as uncharacterized. The coding region runs from base 1 to 1035 and encodes 344 amino acids. The record is from RefSeq and is a predicted model, not a curated record. The transcript has 2 exons. NCBI's taxonomy places the organism in Eukaryota, Metazoa, Chordata, Actinopteri, Clupeiformes, Clupeidae.
AUGACGUACCAGGUCAUGGAUAUAGUUGAUUCCGAGCUGGAGAAACAUCAGAAGUCAUCUUCCUCCCGGUUGUCUGAUAGAUCCAGGACGCUGUCAUCAGCUGGAAGAGACGUAGAUGACACAGCUAUGGAACGGUCCUCCACUUCGCCCCCUUUUCUUCAUACCAGCCCUGGUCACUAUGGCGGUCGGUUGUCAGGAUUCAUCCAGAGGUUUCUUUCGGAAUUAAGAUAUUCUGACUCUGCUCUGUCUGAUGCAGUGGAUGACAUCAGAGCCUCCACAUCCUCUCCCAAGAGCCAAAGCGCCAGAUCUGCCACUGCAAGCCAUGAGCCAGACAUGGAACUGAAGUACGCGUCCCAGAAACUUGGGGACCCACUAGACUUGUUCACCAGGGUUAUGGUUCACCAGGUCAUGGAUAUCCUCCAUGUGGAACUGAACAGACCCCAGACUGUAGUCGCUCUCAUUGGUCAGGAGGAGAUAAGUGCAGGACAUCCACCCACCAAGACCUCUGUGCCAGACAGCAGUGACUACGGCUGCUUUGUCACAGUUCUGAUGCUCAGACUGCUGGCCAAAAUCAUGGAUCAGCAAACUGCCUCUGCCGACACGAUGGACUCCUCCCGAGAGUUGAUUCAGAAAGUCCUCUCUGAGUUCAGCAGUGCCUCAGGAACGCCAAACUUCCUGACGUAUGAAAGCAACACCAAGAUUCAGGCUUUCUACAGAAGCAUGGACAAGUUCCUCCUGAAGGAGUUUGGACCUGAGGCCAUCCUGCAGAGAGCUGUGGAGACACAGGACGUCUCCUUUGAUAACAUCUUGCUGGCGGCGUUGAGGAAAGAACUGAUGCCUCGUUGUGACACAGAGGCAACUUCUGUCCCCUCAACUCCUGCUUCACCCUCUGAGCCACUUGAACCUGUGACUGGAACAGCAGCUGGACAAACCACCAGGAAGAGGCUCAAACUCAGGUUCAGAUUGAAGAUGCCAAGGAGACGCAGCAAGAAGGUGGCUCCCACUAGGGCCGUCUCUGACUCCAGUAAGUUUUAA